UUCCCUCCAGGCCAAGGAUUAAAAACUGCUCGAGCAAGGGUGAGGCUGACAGCAGACCCUGAAAACCAAGCUGCACUCGACCCCCGAAGUGAGGAGAAGCUGUAAGGGAAAGGGAGGGACAGAACAGGGAGAGAGGGGAAGAAGGAGGGGCAGCCAAGUAGGCUGCUGUCCCCCCACAGAGCCAGCUCAGACUCGGCUCUAGGAGCAACCCAGCUGCAGAGGCAACGGCAGCACCACUCCUCCAGCAAAGAACAGCAGGCAGACAGACAGACAGAGGUCCCGGGACUGGAAGGCCUCAGGCCUCAGCCGCUCAGCCAGGCCUGGCCCCAUGGCCUUCAAUGACCUCCUGCAGCAGGUGGGGGGCGUUGGCCGCUUCCAACAGAUCCAGGUCACCCUGGUGGUCCUCCCCCUGCUCCUCAUGGCCUCCCACAACACCCUGCAGAACUUCACCGCCGCUGUCCCCACACACCACUGCCGCCCACCUGCCCACACCAACCUCAGCGAGCACAGGGGCCUGGAGGCCUGGCUGCCCCGGGACCAGCAGGGACGGCGUGAGUCCUGCCUCCGCUUCACCUCCCCCAAGUGGGGACCGCCUUUUCCCAAUGGCACAGAGGCCAAUGGCACGGGGGUCACAGAGCCCUGCAUCAAUGGCUGGAUCUAUGACAACAGCACCUUCCCGUCCACCAUCGUGACUGAGGUAAGAACCCUGCUACAGGGGCCACGCAGACUCUGCCAAGGAUUAAAAACUGCUCGAGCAAGGGUGAGGCUGACAGCAGACCCUGAAAACCAAGCUGCACUCGACCCCCGAAGUGAGGAGAAGCUGUAA
Molecule: messenger RNA, 826 nt
Organism: Carlito syrichta (Philippine tarsier)
Lineage: Eukaryota; Metazoa; Chordata; Mammalia; Primates; Tarsiidae
Product: solute carrier family 22 member 6-like
Exons: 2
Coding region: 329-826 (165 amino acids)
Source: RefSeq, a predicted model, not a curated record